GUGUGACGCCUACUUUGUCUACCUUCUUGCGAGAACAAGAGGUGCGUAGAGAGGAUUCUAAACGCAGAUGACCAUAAUUUUAGAUUUUUUGAGGGAGAGAUAACCAAGAAAUAUAAGCCAAAAUCCGUGACAGCUCUCAUCGGAAAACAAAAUAGUGGUGUUACUUGUUUUUAUUAUUAUCUGUUUUGACGCCGGACAAGCCAUUCAUUUCUUAGAUUUAAAAGAGGGCCUCCCUCUCUAGAUAUUCUUGGAUACGCUUAAUAUACUCAAAACAAGUAUCCUUUCUUGAGAUUUUGCGCUGAAUCGUGUAUUGAAUAUUGAUAGAGGAGGUAAAGGAACAAGUAAGAGGAUUUGCUAAAAGUGAUCGUGUCCCAACAGAAAGGAUAUUGCGUCCGACCAUAUAAGGAGAAGAAAAGAUAAGUGCAAGGAAGAUUACAUACCGUAUCAGGAAAAGACUGCCUGGUAAGAUUUUGUUAGUCCUCCCGAUAUAUAGUCGUGUUGUGGAAUGAGAGUGGGAGUAGCUAGGUAGAUGGAUUUCUGGCCAGAGUUUCUCGCGGGCAGUUGGGGAAGGGAAUUCGUGGCAGGAGGAUUUGGAGGAGUAGCUGGGAUUAUAGCCGGGUAUCCGCUUGAUACGCUCAGAAUCCGGCAGCAGCAUUCCAGCAAAGGCUCCGCCUUCAACAUCCUCCGCCAUGUUGUCUCUAGAGAAGGACCCCUUGCCCUCUACAGAGGCAUGGCUGCUCCCCUCGCCUCUGUCACUUUCCAGAAUGCUAUGGUCUUCCAGAUAUAUGCUAUACUCUCCCGAGCAUUCGACAAAGAUGUUCCUACUACAGACCCACCCUCCUACAAAGGAGUUGCUCUUGGGGGAGUUGGAACUGGAGCUAUACAGAGUCUGAUGCUCAGCCCCGUAGAGUUGGUUAAAAUCCGACUGCAACUGCAGAGGAAUAUCACUGGCAACAAAUAUUCAAGCAUUCACAGUGGUCCGCUGGACGUAGCAAGAAGCAUAUUCAGAAAUGAAGGUCUCAGGGGAAUGUACCGUGGUUUAACCAUCACUGUUCUUAGAGAUGCACCAGCCUAUGGCUUCUACUUCUGGACAUACGAGUAUAUGAGAGAGCAGCUUCACCCUGGUUGCAGAAAAAAUGGCCAGGAGACCUUCAGGACCAUGCUCGUUGCAGGUGGCCUUGCUGGAGUUGCUAGCUGGAUAUCUUGCUAUCCCUUGGAUGUCAUAAAAACCAGACUCCAGGCGCAGUCCUCAACUAAAUACGGUGGCAUUGUUGAUUGCUUCAGACAAAGUGUUAAGGAAGAAGGAUAUAGAAUACUCUGGCGUGGUUUGGGAACUGCAGUUACCAGAGCCUUUGUAGUGAAUGGAGCCGUUUUUACAGCCUAUGAAACAGCUCUGAGGUGCUUAUUUACCAACAACGAUCCAGCACCCAUCAGUGCAGAAAAUGCACUGUAGAUAAAUGCUGCUGGCUGUAGAAGUUCAUCAUCAUGGCGCUAUUACAAAUACUCUACGACAGUCAAUCAACACAUUUACCUUUUUUUUUUUUUUAAAGAUUGAUGCAUGAUAGCAAAGCAAAGGAAUGCAAUAGCAGGGUCUUAACCCCAGGAGACCUAUUAGGAAUAUUGGCAACACAGAACCAUUGUUCUAUGAUGAACUAUUGAACAUUAAAUUAAUCUUGUAGAUAAUCAACCAAUUCAACAAA
Messenger RNA from Coffea eugenioides, 1700 nucleotides. Its product is annotated as mitochondrial arginine transporter BAC2. The transcript has 2 exons. Lineage: Eukaryota; Viridiplantae; Streptophyta; Magnoliopsida; Gentianales; Rubiaceae. Gene Ontology annotation, molecular function: transmembrane transporter activity. Gene Ontology annotation, biological process: transmembrane transport. Bases 530 to 1453 code for a protein of 307 amino acids. The record is from RefSeq and is a predicted model, not a curated record.